AUGUCUGACAUUUUUACUAACCAAACAUUGACUAACCUUAUUCAAGCAGACACUUUCCAAGAAACUCUGUAUAACAUUUACAUUCAUCAACCAACUUUGAAUAUUAUAGAAAAAUAUUGGGCCACAUGGUACAUAUAUAUGCAAAAUGAUACCUUAGCCACUGGAUUAAUGUUCUUCCUAUUACAUGAAUUCAUGUAUUUCUUCAGAUGUUUACCAUGGUUCAUCAUCGACCAGAUCCCAUAUUUCAGAAGAUGGAAAUUACAACCAACAAAGAUCCCUACAGCCAAGGAACAAUUCUUCUGUUUAAAAUCAGUAUUAUUAUCACAUUUCCUAGUGGAAGCAAUCCCCAUCUGGACCUUUCAUCCAAUGUGUCAAAAAUUAGGUAUCACUAUUGCAGUACCCUUCCCCAAUUGGCUUCUUAUGGCAAAGGAAAUUACAUUAUUCUUCAUUUUGGAAGAUAUUUGGCAUUACUGGCUUCAUCGUCUUUUCCAUUAUAGCUACUUUUACAAAUAUAUUCACAAGCAACAUCAUAGAUAUGCUGCCCCAUUUGGUCUAGUAGCUGAAUAUGCUCACCCCAUUGAAACAAUGUCCCUAGGAUUCGGAACAGUUGGAAUGCCAAUCUUUUACGUCAUGUAUACAGGGAGAUUACAUUUGUUUACGUUAUGUUGUUGGAUUACGUUAAGAUUGUUUCAAGCUGUAGAUGCUCAUUCUGGAUAUGAUUUCCCAUGGUCGUUAAAUAAAUUCAUGCCAUUUUGGGCUGGUGCCGAACAUCACGAUUUACAUCAUCAUUAUUUCAUUGGGAAUUAUGCCUCGUCUUUCAGAUGGUGGGAUUAUUAUAUGGAUACUGAAGCUGGUCCUGAAGCAAAAUUGGAAAGAGAAGAAAGAAUGAAAUUGAAAGCAUUGAAAAAAGUGAAAGUGAAAAAGCAUUAG
This is a messenger RNA of Naumovozyma dairenensis CBS 421, 930 nucleotides long. RefSeq names its product sterol desaturase family protein. Lineage: Eukaryota; Fungi; Ascomycota; Saccharomycetes; Saccharomycetales; Saccharomycetaceae. The record is from RefSeq and is a predicted model, not a curated record. Gene Ontology annotation, biological process: ergosterol biosynthetic process. Gene Ontology annotation, molecular function: iron ion binding; C-4 methylsterol oxidase activity. The transcript has a single exon. Bases 1 to 930 code for a protein of 309 amino acids.